AUGGCUGAGCGAACAGAACACGACUACAAUGAGACAUCAAGUGAUGAGAUUGAGUCCUACCACAGCGUGGGAACACCUUCCCUUCGCAAGCAGAGCACUGCCGCAUCGGGGCUGUCAGUAAUUGAACAGCGCACCCAAUCUGUGGUAUCGCGCAUUCGAAGCCGAGAACCAGGCCAAACGGCCAAAUUCAGUCAUCCGCUCACGCACACGCAAACGAGCCCUGAUGUCAUUGUUGAUUUUGAAGGGCCGGAUGACCCUUAUCGGCCUCUGAAUUGGAGUUUUAGGAAGAAGGCUAUUACGACGGUGUUAUAUGGGUUGACUACUAUGGGUGCCACAUGGGCAAGUUCAGUUUACUCGACAGGCCAGGCGCAGAUCAGCGAAGAAUUCGGCAUUUCAAGUGAGGUAUCCACGCUUGGCACCUCGUUACUUCUGUUCGGACUCGGCCUCGGUCCAUUGAUCUGGGCCCCUCUAUCGGAGCUUUAUGGACGCAAGACCGCCGUACUACCGCCAUACUUCCUGGCGGCCGUUUUCUCAUUCGGUACUGCUACCGCCAAAGAUGUACAGACCAUCAUGAUCACUCGUUUCUUCACUGGAUUCUUCGGUUCAGCCCCUGUUACCAACACCGGUGGAGUUCUGAGUGAUAUCUGGACCCCGGAACAGCGUGGUGCCGCCAUCGUCGGUUAUGCCAUGGCUGUGGUAGGUGGACCAGUCUUGGGCCCUAUUGCCGGUGGUGCAAUUUGUCAAAGCAAUCUGGGGUGGCGCUGGACGGAAUAUAUCACCGGCAUUAUGAUGCUUUUCUUCCUAGCGAUGGAUCUACUCUUCGUGGACGAGAGCUACCCACCAGUUCUACUAGUCUACAAAGCGCAACGCCUCCGCUUCGAAAGUGGUAAUUGGGCUCUACACGCACGGCACGAAGAGUGGGACGUGACUCUCAAAGAGAUCGGAAACAAAUAUCUCAUCCGCCCCUUUCGACUUCUCACAACACCAAUUUGCUUCCUUGUCGCCCUCUACGCCUCUUUCGUAUAUGGCAUUCUUUACCUCAGCCUAGCAGCUUUCCCAAUCGUCUUCCAAGAGAUCCGAGGCUGGAACCAGGUCGUCGGUGCUCUACCCUUCCUCGCAUACCUAGUGGGAAUUCUAAUGGGCGCAUGCGUCAACCUCGCCAACCAAAAGUUCUACAUCAAACGCUUCAAAGCGAACAACAAUCGCCCUGUACCCGAAGCUCGUCUUCCACCGAUGAUGAUCGGCUCUGUUCUAUUUGCAGGGGGUAUGUUUGUCUUCGGCUGGACAAGCCCUAAGCACAUCCAUUGGAUCGCGCCCAACAUCGGUGCUGUCAUGAUGGGAUUCGGCUUCUUCACGAUUUUUCAAGCCGCGUUAAAUUAUCUGAUCGAUACCUUCCAGAGAUACUCUGCUAGUGCGGUUGCAGCUAAUACCUUCCUGCGAUCGGUCUUUGCGGGUUGUUUCCCGCUUUUCACAUCGGCUAUGUUCCAUAACCUGGGUGUCCCCUGGGCCGCGAGUAUCUUGGGCUUCCUGGCCGUAGCGUUGAUUCCUAUUCCUUAUUUGUUUUACAGGUUUGGAAAGCAGAUUCGGGCACGCGGGACGUGGUCGAAAGAGUCUGUCUGA
Penicillium salamii is the source of this 1620-nucleotide messenger RNA. The record is from the annotation of a GenBank genome assembly. NCBI's taxonomy places the organism in Eukaryota, Fungi, Ascomycota, Eurotiomycetes, Eurotiales, Aspergillaceae.